Messenger RNA from Acanthamoeba castellanii str. Neff, 1473 nucleotides. Its product is annotated as histidine acid phosphatase superfamily protein. The transcript is spliced from 13 exons. NCBI's taxonomy places the organism in Eukaryota, Discosea, Longamoebia, Acanthamoebidae. The record is from RefSeq and is a predicted model, not a curated record. Gene Ontology annotation, molecular function: acid phosphatase activity; inositol phosphate phosphatase activity. The coding region runs from base 1 to 1473 and encodes 490 amino acids.
AUGAUGAAGGUCGCGAUUACCCUCAGCAUCGUACUGUUGCUUGGGGUGGUGGUUGUGUCUGCUGUGGGGGACUUCGACAUUCGCUACCACCUCGGAUCGAAGACACCCUAUUGGCCCCAACAAAAUGACACGACCUACACGCCCCCGCCCGAUGGCUGCCACCCUCAGUUCAACAAGUUUCACGGUAUCUUGCAGGGGCACCACGAUGCCAUGGGAGCCUACCCUUGGAUGCGGAACUGGACCAACCCUUUCGACCUGGAGGAUGCCGACUACCUCACCGUGCAAGGCGAGUACGAGCACUACUACAUGGCCAAGCGUGCACUCGCCUUCUACAAGGACCUGCUCGGCACCUGCCCCUUCGAGCCCUCGCGCUACGAUAUCCACUCGACCGAGAUCUCUCGCGCGGGCAUGAGCGCCAGCGCCUACAGCUUCGGUCUGUUUGAGAAGCGUGGCCAAGUCGGACCGACGGACUUUGACCCCUUCUUCAUCGUGACCAACAACGCGACGACCGACAACGAGCUGCGUUUCUUCAAGACCUGCCCCAACUACAUCAGUGGCGUCAAGAAGAACAAGAAAGCCUCUGCCGAGAGUCAGUUCUACGCGAAUAAGCAGCUGCCCGGUCUGGCCGACAAGCUCACCAAGAGGAUCAACGUCGCCGGGUGGACACUCACCACCGACGACGUCAACACCCUGUGGACCCUGUGCGUCUUCCAGCUCUCCGCCCAGGAGAUAUCAGACCAGUUCUGCAGCUUCUUCGACAAGGACGAUGUGGGCAUCAUGAACUACAUCGACGAUCUGUCGUCGUACUGGGUCAAGGGCUACGGCUAUCCUAUCAACUACGAAAUCUCCUGCGUCCUCAUGCAGAACUUUGUGGACGCCAUCACCCAAGUGACCAGCAACCCCGUGGACACGCAUUCGCUGCGGGCCACCCUGCGUUUCGCUCACGCCGAGACCGUAAUGCCUUUCCUAAGUCUGCUGGGCCUGUUCAACGACAGCGUUCCCCUCCGAGCCACCAACACCCAGGAGCAGAUUGACAACCGCCUCUGGCGCCAGAGCAUUAUUUCGACCUUUGCUGCCAACGUGGCCCUGGUCACUUACAACUGCUCCAAGCCCAGCGGUCCCGCUGAUUUCCGUGUGAAGCUGUUCCACAGCGAGAAGGAGUACCAGAUCCCCCAAUGCGACAACAAGCUCUACUGUCCGUUUGAGAAGUUCAAGGAGAUCUACGCCCGUUCGCUGACCUGCGACUUCAACAAGCUGUGCGGCAUCGAGGGCUGUCCCGCAAACAGCGACGCCGACGACCCGACCAAGCUCCUGAGCCACAAGACUGUGAUCAUCCUCGUCGUGUGCGUCGGCGCCGGCGGAAUCAUCGUGGGCGCCCUGGCGCUUACCGCCGUACUCUGCGUCGUGCGAUGCUUCCGGCGAAGGCACGAGGAGCAAGGUUACGAACUUGCCGCGGACUCAGUCAUCCUCUAA